CAUAGAGGAGGAGGAGGAGAGAAGGAGACAGAAACCCUGCCCAGUGCACUGAACGGUUUCCUCUUGCCUGGUUCUAAAACGUUCAGAUUCCUUCAGACCUUCAGAGAGCCUGAAGUUUUCUCAUCUCUACUGCCCUGUCUGCGAGGCUUCAUUGAAAGAUGCGGGCCUGGAUCUUCUUCCUUAUCUGCCUAGCUGGCAAGGCGCUGGCAACACCUCAGGAAGCCCUGCCAGACGAGAUUGAAGUAGUGGAGGAUCCUACAACCGAGGAGCCUGUCGGAGUCAAUCCCGUCCAGGUGGAGGUCGGGGAGUUUGAGGAGCCCACCGAGGAUGUGGAGGAGAUUGUCGCUGAGAAUCCCUGCCAGAACCAUCAUUGCAAGCAUGGCAAAAUCUGUGAGGUGGACGACAACAACAUCCCCAUGUGUGUGUGCCAAGACCCCUCCACCUGCCCACCCAGCAUUGGCCUGUUCGAGAAGGUGUGUGGCACUGACAACAAGACCUAUGACUCCUCCUGCCACUUCUUUGCCACCAAGUGCACCCUGGAGGGCACCAAGAAGGGACACAAGCUCCACCUGGACUACAUCGGGCCCUGCAAAUACAUUCCUCCCUGCCUGGACACAGAGCUGACCGAGUUCCCCCUGCGCAUGCGCGACUGGCUCAAGAACGUGUUGGUCACCCUGUACGAGCGGGACGAGGACAACAACCUGCUGACGGAGAAGCAGAAGCUCAAGGUGAAGAAGAUCCACGAGAACGAGAAGCGCCUGGAAGCCGGCGAGCACACUGUCGAGCUGCUGGCUCGGGACUUUGAGAAGAACUACAACAUGUACAUCUUCCCUGUGCACUGGCAAUUUGGCCAGCUGGACCAGCAUCCCAUUGACGGGUACCUGUCCCACACCGAGCUGGCCCCACUCCGAGCGCCUCUCAUCCCCAUGGAGCACUGCACCACUCGCUUCUUUGAAGAGUGCGACCUGGACAAUGACAAGUACAUCGCCCUGGAGGAAUGGGGCAGCUGCUUCGGCAUCAAGGAGAAGGACAUUGACAAGGACCUCGUGAUCUAAGCCAGCAGCUUCCUUCUCUGUUGCCUCCUCUUUUAUUUACCUCCUGUUUCCUUUUAUUUUAAAACCUUUUUUGUUUUGUUUUUUCCCCUGGGGACAAGGUGCUAAUAUAGAUCUAAACGUAUAUUAACGGUGCUAAAAGAGACAACAACUUAUUGUUAGUAGCCUAACGAAUACCACUAGAAUACUCUGCUCACUCAUCCAUUUCGGUGUAUUCUCUGCUCUCUGAUUCGACAACAUUAGAAUAACCAACCCUGUUCCUGUGCUAAAUAGCUACUCCCUCUUCUUAUCCGCUCUUGAUUCUUUUUUCAAACUCCUUACUAACAUGUUCUUCAGAUCUUUCAAAGUAGAGCAAAGCCAUCCCAGAGGAUUAACUCCCUGAUUUUCAGACAGCAAGUGAGGGAAGAUGUAUCCAGAGGACAUUAGAAGAUUGGGCUUUCCAAAGUUUAGCGGAGCAAUUGGUGGUGAAAGUUUGGGAUGCUGGAUUUUAGUUCCUGUUAGGGAGGAUGGAGAAGGGAGUGGGAUAGACACUGAAGAUCCAGAAUGGCAAAAUUUAAAUUCCCAGGGCUUGAAUUUAUGAAUAAUUGGGCAUAAAUAGUUUUUAAAAAACGCACAAAUUAAAAAAAAACCAUCAUGUAAAAUCCCCUCUAAAAAUAAAGGUUUGAAAAUGCUACAUGCUUUAUUAUUGCUCAGUGAUUGUAUUGUUCUUGUGUUUUCCACGCUUUAAAGUUAGCUUUUGGUGCUGACGUGUUUGGUGGUGGUAUUUUUAUUUGAUCUUGCUGUUGUGAUUCCGCUGGAGCCAAAACAUUACACGUCCCCCCAUGUCACUUCCCAUCACUGCCUCUGGCACUCUUAAAUUCCAGCCCUGCUCCACCAGGGAAGCUCUGUUCAAUGUGGAGGUGACGCUCCUGCUCAGAAAGGUGCAUGUGACAUAGACAAGCGCUUGGUUGCUUUUUUUUUGAAGCUGUUGUGGUGUUUCGAUUUUGUUUUGUUUUAGUUGGGGUUUUUAUGGAGCAGGUCCCAGACUCACUCACAGGAGAUGGUUAGAUCUCGCAGGCUGAGAACUCUUUUUACCUCUGAAUGUUUCCCGGUGCCUUUUAUUAUUAAAUUCUUGCCACAGUGUGAGCAAUCUGACGAGUCUCUCGUAAUAAAAGAUAAUUAUUUGAAACCAUGA
Messenger RNA from Chelonoidis abingdonii (Abingdon island giant tortoise), 2226 nucleotides. RefSeq names its product secreted protein acidic and cysteine rich (gene SPARC). The record is from RefSeq and is a predicted model, not a curated record. Gene Ontology annotation, molecular function: calcium ion binding; collagen binding; extracellular matrix binding. Gene Ontology annotation, biological process: anatomical structure development. NCBI's taxonomy places the organism in Eukaryota, Metazoa, Chordata, Testudines, Testudinidae.